AUGGCAACAGCACCCACAGUACAUAUCAUUGGUUUUGGAUCAAUUGGGGGCCUGAUAGGUGUCCAUCUACAAUGCGCAGGCAUUGCACGCGUCGUGCCCGUUCUCAGCUCUCCGGCACGUGCUGCCCUAUUCCACGAGCUAGGAUCUAAGGCCACCCUUGACUCCGUGCAUUGCCCGGAGACGCCGCCACUCUCUGCAUAUUUCCCGGCAGCAGUGAGCACGAGCGAUCUUCAGGAGACGGGCAGCCCCAUCGACCAUCUCGUGAUCACGUGCAAGGCCCAGCACACCCUUGCCGCGCUCCGACCCGUGUGGCCGCUUCUGCACAAUGGCUCGACCAUCGCGCUGCUGCAGAAUGGUCUUGGCGUUGCCGAGUUGCUGCGCGCCGAAGCGUCGCGGCGCGGCCUGUCCCCAACGCUCUUCCAGGGCGUAGUCACACACGGCGCCCACCGGGACAGCCACUGGAACCUGCACCACGCAGGCAAGGGCCAGCUGCUGCUGGCUUGUCUACCACGUGACCCCACCAGCAUCAUCCAGGCCCCUGCGACGGUCGCGCGGGCGCGCGCCUCCCCGCUGGCAGCCGCCCUGCUGCGCACGCCGCUGGAUGCUGCUCUGCUCCCGUACCAGCAGCUGCUACCCCGCCAGCUCGAGAAGCUCGUGGUGAACGCCUGCAUCAACCCGCUCUCCGCUCUGCUGGACUGCCCGAACGGCGCCCUGGUGCCCCAGCGCGAGCUCUUCGCCGCCAUCGCCGCCGAGGCCGCCCCCGUUCUGCGCAGCGCAUACAGCGCGCUCUUCUCUUCCACGACCGGCCCCCCGCCCGCCGAUCCAGACCUGCUCGCUCCCGAACGCCUGUCCGAGAAGGCUGCUGCCGUCGCUGUCGCCACCGCCAGUAACUCGUCCUCGACCCGCGAAGACGUCCGUGCCGGCCGUACGACUGAGAUCGACUUUAUUAACGGCUACAUCGUCGACCUGGCUGCUGCCGCGGGCCUUCCCGCCUCUGCCGUCCGCCUCAACCGCGCACUCCAGCUGCUUGUUCAUGCCCUGCGGCGCUGA
Molecule: messenger RNA, 1050 nt
Organism: Eremothecium gossypii ATCC 10895
Lineage: Eukaryota; Fungi; Ascomycota; Saccharomycetes; Saccharomycetales; Saccharomycetaceae
Gene: PAN5
Product: 2-dehydropantoate 2-reductase PAN5
Exons: 1
Coding region: 1-1050 (349 amino acids)
Biological process (GO): pantothenate biosynthetic process
Cellular component (GO): mitochondrion; cytoplasm
Molecular function (GO): 2-dehydropantoate 2-reductase activity; NADP binding
Source: RefSeq, marked provisional